Molecule: messenger RNA, 1828 nt
Organism: Sycon ciliatum
Lineage: Eukaryota; Metazoa; Porifera; Calcarea; Leucosolenida; Sycettidae
Product: zinc finger protein 385D-like
Exons: 1
Coding region: 125-1345 (406 amino acids)
Molecular function (GO): nucleic acid binding; zinc ion binding
Source: RefSeq, a predicted model, not a curated record
UUGCGAAGUGGUGCCAAAUAAUUUCUUUCCAGGUGGUCUGGUAUUAUAGCACAGCAGGGCUGUCCAUAGAUUUUAUCCAAGUAGUUACUUCCUCUUAGUGGAAGUUGGGGUGUUCGAGUAGAGCAUGAGCUUCGUAUCGGGUGGCGUGUUGGCCGGCAGUAUUCCCGGCUUGAGCGAAUCGUUCAAAGCCAGUACUGGCAGUAGCAACAGUGACAACAAAACUGUUGACGACGAAUUACCCCAAAAAAGUACAGAAUGUAACUCUGAGGGCUCUGCAAAAAGCAACCAAGAUAGUGUACAAAAGCCGACCGUCGUCACCGACAAUGGUGCUUCAGUGAAUUCAGAGCCCACCAAGGAUGCAGGCAACGCGGAGGCAGUGAAAGAGGAUGGUAAAGGAACCGAGGACGCGACUUUUUUUGAGUGCUUGGUGUGUCGAGUGGCCCUGGCGACGGAGGAGCUAUUGGGUCAGCAUAACGAAAGCCAGAAGCAUAAGUUAAAUACUCAGGCUGCUGCAAAUAGUUACGUAGAAAAUAUCAGACCCUUGUACUGUGUGAUAUGUAAGUUACAACUGAACUCCAAAAGCCAAUACCAUCAACACGUUACGAGUAAAAAGCACAAGCAAAUUGAGGCGGACCUGCUCGUGUCCGGUGAAUUGCCUACUACUGCCGGUCAACCGACCCCACUGGAGGUGCUUCAUGGGCCUGUGCCCCGCCCACCAGUGAGGCGCCCUGCUGGACCAGUCAACUUUGCCGAAGACCAAUUUGAUGAUCUGUUCAAUGGAAUGGAGCAGACACCAACCAUGGCUCGCCGAGCGCCAGUGUCUUCAGCAGACCCAUCGAACACUAGCUGCGCCACCGCACCACAGGCAGCCAACGGCAGUGAUGCAGCGAGGGAGCAAAAGCACACCGGUGGUCCACAUCAGCCUGGAAAGCAAACCACCGGAGCCGCGAGGCCCCAGCGAAACAAUGCCCAAGGCUUUGCACCACGCGGCGGCCGGGGAGGUCCACCGCGUGGCGGCCGAGGAGCCGGUGGCAGGGGCAGGAAUCAGCGUCCUUACAGCGAACCCCCAAGGCCCGGUCGUGAGCCACUUAUUCCGUCGGCCUGGCAUGGAGAACAUCAUGGGCCAGCACCACCGUUUAACCAUCAUCCACAGCCCUGGUACGGUGGGGACCAUCAACGAGCUCAUCAUGAGGAGGCGGCCCGGUGGCACGAAGAAGAGCGAAGACGAAGACAGUGGCAUGAUGAACAACUGUGGCGCAGUGGUAUGCAUCACUUUGAACCCAGGCCUGAUGCGCGAGGCACUGAUCGCUACUUCAAUGAACGUCCGUCGCACCAUGCAUGGUAACCAAUAUGCCUUGUAGGCAUUGCUUCUCUUCCGCUCCUACUGUGAUUGCUCUUCAUUUUCGCAUUGUCACCUCUUGAUACAGUCCAUCUGCUGGUUUGCCAUUUCGAGUGAGUGUAUGUAGCUAGUCUGCUUCGGCUCCUGGCCAUACUUUCAUGAUGUCCAUGUCUGGCUACUUCUGUGUGUGUGGGUUUUUUUUUCUCCUGUGAUGUAUCCUUUACUAGCUGCGGACACUUGCACCACGCUUUCAGCUUUCUUUUUCUUGAGCACCCAGUUGGCGAGUGCUGCUUUUCUUGUCGCCAUGCAGCUGCAUCUGACUGUGCGUUGUGUUUGUCUGUACCGCCAGUUGUUUUUUGUUUGCGAUUGUCUUCGCCUUUUGAAGUGUAUUAUCUAGUUACUGCUGUUUCCAGGCAUACAGUGCCUUGCCUCCCACAGUUUGCUUUCUUCAAUCGUGGACUGACAGUGUACACAGUGUACACAGUAUCA